Pseudomassariella vexata is the source of this 1611-nucleotide messenger RNA. RefSeq lists its product as uncharacterized. The record is from RefSeq and is a predicted model, not a curated record. The annotation marks the transcript as partial. Gene Ontology annotation, molecular function: protein binding. Lineage: Eukaryota; Fungi; Ascomycota; Sordariomycetes; Amphisphaeriales; Pseudomassariaceae. The transcript has 3 exons.
GUCCUUGUCCCGUAUAUCGAAAACCCGGGCUUUUUUGGCCGAUCUGAGAUUCUGAACGACCUUAGACGACAACUAGGUUACGACCAGCACCAGGGAGCCAAUAAGCCCCGGUCGAGGGUGUCGCUUUACGGUCUAGGUGGUGUUGGCAAGACCCAAAUUGCCUUGGCCUAUGUUUACUGGCUCCAAUAUACGUGCCCGGACAUAUCGAUAUUCUGGGUUCAUGCUAGUAACGAAGGACGUUUCCGCGAGGCGUUUGCUUCCAUUGCUCAGAAGUGCAACAUCCCGGGAUACAAUGAUCCAAAAGUCGACGUGCUACUGCUCGUCAAAACCUGGGGCAAGCGUCCGAUCGAGAUCGGCAGGAUGACCGACGGCGAGGCAAGCCAGCUACUACGCACGAUUCUAGAGGAUACUGAAAUCCCCACUGAAGAAACGUCCCUCCUUUCGACUCGGCUGGAACAUCUACCGCUUGCACUUGCGCAGGCGGCGGCGUUCAUUCAAGAAAACGACGUGUCCAUUCGUAGAUACGUUCAGCUUUUAGACCAAAGUGACUCUGGUCUGGUGGAUCGCCUAAGUGAGCCUUUUGAAACAGUCGGUAGAGAUUCGGAGACGCCGCACGCACUCACGGAAACGUGGAUCAUCUCCUUCGAGCAGAUCGAGCGACAGAAUGCCUUUGCCAGCGAGGUCUUAUCUCUGAUCAGUCUACUCGAUCGCCAGGCUAUUCCGGAAGAUUUCGUGGUCAAUUACUGGUGUCGCAGACAGCCGAAAGAGUCGGGGGAAAAUAAAGAAGCAGAAGUCGUUACAGCCCUGGGCACUCUGAAGGCGUUUUCCUUCAUCUCGGAGGAUAAGCAUCAAAGUAUAGACAUGCACCGGCUGGUACAGUUAGUAACGCGUAAGUGGCUAGUCGAAAAGGGCAGGACAGCCGAGUUCGCGCAGUAUGCUCUCGAGACGAUAUCGAAUAUUUAUCCGUACGGACGAUUUGAAACCCGGGAGGCAUGUCUCAAAUACCUUCCACAUGCUUAUGCUGUUCUAAGAAGCAAAAACACUAGCACAGGAGUCGAAGGAAUCGCAAGAGCGUCUCUUCUACACUGUGUGGCGGCAUACUUGCUCUAUUCAGGGCAGUGGGAGGGUGCGGAGAAACACCAACUUGAAGCAACAAACCUGAGGAAAGCCAUACUCGGUGAGGACCAUGCCGAUACGCUGACUAGUAUAGCCAACCUAGCGUCGACGUACAGGAACCAGGGCCGGUGGGAGGAGGCCGAGAAGCUGGAGGUGCAGGUGAUGGAGACUCGCAAGACGAAGCUCGGGGCGGACCAUCCCGAUACGCUGACUAGUAUGGCCAACCUAGCGUCGACGUACAGGAACCAGGGCCGGUGGGAGGAGGCCGAGAAGCUGGAGGUGCAGGUGAUGGAGACGAGCAAGACGAAGCUCGGGGCGGACCAUCCCGAUACGCUGACUAGUAUGGCCAACCUUGCUUUUACUUGGAAAGAUCAAGGUCGCCAUGCAGAUGCCUUAGCGUUAAUCCAGGAUUGCUCUCUGGCUCGAGAUCGAGUACUCGGGCCAGAGCAUCCAGACACCUUGUCGAGUCUAGCCGCGGUUGAAAAUUGGAGUUAA